Molecule: messenger RNA, 285 nt
Organism: Penicillium cinerascens
Lineage: Eukaryota; Fungi; Ascomycota; Eurotiomycetes; Eurotiales; Aspergillaceae
Exons: 2
Coding region: 1-285 (94 amino acids)
Source: RefSeq, a predicted model, not a curated record
AUGAAGCUUACUUGGUUUACCCUUGCCGUCGCUAGUCUUACUGUUGCUCAGAAUCUCGACGGUGUUAGUCCAUGCGUUAAGUCCUGUAUCGAAAAGGCCAUCCUAGCUGCUGGUUGCACUGGCGACAGCACGCAGGUUGCUGCUUGCGCUUGCACUUCAGACACUCAGGCUAAACUCCUUGGCCCUGUCACCCAGUGCGCUACCGAGAACAAGUGCGACAGUGCUGAUCUUAUCAAGGCUCAGUCAAUCAUGUCCAAGGGAUGUAAAAAUGGUUCUGAUUCCUAG